Messenger RNA from Truncatella angustata, 267 nucleotides. RefSeq lists its product as uncharacterized. NCBI's taxonomy places the organism in Eukaryota, Fungi, Ascomycota, Sordariomycetes, Amphisphaeriales, Sporocadaceae. The transcript has 3 exons. The coding region runs from base 1 to 267 and encodes 88 amino acids. The record is from RefSeq and is a predicted model, not a curated record.
AUGCCAUCCGCAACAUCUCAACCACCAGCGGCUCCUUCUCCAUGGCAGGACCAUCUCCACGAGAAGUGUCACGAGUAUGGUUGGGCCAUGCCUGACUUUCAGAUCGUAUCAGAUAGGCGAGGAGGUCGCACAGCCUGGUCCUGUAUCGUUAAGGUCGCAGGAGCACCCGUCAAAGCCAAGUUUUGGUACGAUGGAAGAAACCUCAACAACGCCAAGGAAGAUGCAGCCGAAGCCGCCAUUGCCUGGCUGGGCAAUUCCGGCUAUUAG